This is a messenger RNA of Dermacentor albipictus, 1861 nucleotides long. RefSeq lists its product as uncharacterized. The record is from RefSeq and is a predicted model, not a curated record. Lineage: Eukaryota; Metazoa; Arthropoda; Arachnida; Ixodida; Ixodidae.
AACCCAGCCGUGCGAGAAGAUGCCAUCGGCGGCGACCCGAUGGGGCGUGACGCGCCCCGCCGCCGUGUCCGCAGGAACUGCGCUUCGGAAGCGACCGCGGUCGGGGCCACGCUCGACCCUUGCCCUCGCUUUACUUCCGUGGGCCGCACACGGGCACGCUGCUCUCAGUGCAAACUUGACGCAAAGCUCGCCCCAGCGACUGCCGCCUCAGUAGCUCUGUGACGCACCUUCGACUACGGCGCGACUAACUGCGGGCCUGCCGGAGAAAGUGAAAUUUCGUACUUACCUGCUGAUUGGAACUGGAAAUCAGAAAGAGGGGAACCGUCGGAGAUGAAGUCAAUACUGCUCCUUUUCCUGCUGGCUGGUUGGGCAAGCGCUAUGCCCAACCGAAAGGUCCCGCCGGUCGCCACCGAAACCACGCCCCCCAUCGCUGCUGAUCGCCGCCAGCAGCAACCUCCGCAACCGAGCAAACGAGGCCUGGACGCUGCUGCUGCGAGAAAAAGCCAGCCGAGCCGUUCCCUCGAAGCGCCCUUCGUGCUCGUCAACGGCACCGACACUACGGCCGACCGCAUCUGCCUGGUGCUGCACAGCAUGGGCGAGCAGGCGCGCCGGGGCCUGAUGCAGCAGCUGACGAGGGCCACGUACGCGGCACCCAGGAGCCGCGAGGAGGACGAGUUCGCGGGACAAAUCCAGGAGCAGUGGGACGCUUUCGUCGCCAAGGUCAAGCAGGUGGCGCGCAGCACGUGGGAGAACCUGGCCAGGCGCAUGGCUUCGUCUCUUGAACAGCUGGCCACUCGAUGAACGCCCUACUCUGCGCGCACAGCGCCGAUGGUGCUGUCACGUGACUUUUGGUUGGCGCCCUGACAGUUUCGGAGGGCGCGCGAGCCGCAAUCACUCAUCGACGCGUGCAGUCGCCGUGCGUCGACCGGAGCGUUUUUUUUUCUCCUUAUUCUAAAUAACUGGGGCUGUCGUUGGACUACCCUUAGUCCUCAUAGUGAAUGCUUGUGGAUGGCGAUCAGCCCGGGGAAGCGUUCCCAAGAGCGAACAGGCUCUUGAAUCCAGGUUUCAUAUUUCUGUCGCUGUACACCAUUCUUUACCAGCGCCUGUCCAAGCAAUGGCUGUUCAAUACAUCUGCUGCCGACGCGUGGUGCAAAGGAGACCACGGCACGUAUUAACAAAAAGUUCUUAAGCUAGAAGUGUUUGUAAAAGCGAAUCCCCGCAAAUCCUGACGCUGAACGAAUUAUUAGCGAACACUGCUUUCCAAUAGAAAAAAGCACUUACGAAUGAAGAGCUUUGUGAGUUCGUCCCUGAAUCUUUGAAAAUUGAACACAAUGGGAUAUCAUCAGCAAUUACCAAGCAAUGGUCACUGCUGCAUUAUUUGAACCGAUAAGGCGGCGGCAGGAUGAUGCCAAACAUUUCGAGUCAGCGCGUACUCAAAGAAACAAACAAGUCUACACUGUCCCGAGCUGCAUCAUAAGGCGUGAAUAUUGUUUGAGAUUGAGAAGUGAAGGUUCUUUCAUACGACUCGCAAGCGAAACAAUUACGGACAGAGAAGAGCCUAUGAGCAAACCCUUAAAGAAAUGUACAGCCAACUGCACUAAUUUGCACUUCCCGAUGUAAAAGCUAUUUUGAAGCGGCAUGUGUUCGUCUGCUCUUUUGACUACACGUUGCAUCACGCGGCUUCCUGUAUCCCACUGGGCCAUUACGACACACGCGCGCGUCCGAUAAAAAGUCUCAUCCGUCUUUCCCCUCCUCUUUUGCGCAUACGGCUAUAUAACGAAACCAAAUAAAGAAACGCAUAUCUUUUCGUGCCCAACUACUAAAGGUGCCGUCUUGAUCAAAUAACCGCGAUGCACUUGCA